GCUGUGUACGCCGUACUUGACCUCCAUGGAAGUGUCACCGCAGUCUCUACCGUCAGCUCCUCUGUACUAGAAGAAUGUGACGUCACCAAACCACCCUCUGUGACAUCGGAAAGCGAGGAAGAGGAGGAAGCAGAGCAAGCUGUAAGUUGGACUGAGAUUUAUCUCAGAUGGUUCCCCUGCAAGGCAGACCGAGGGUGCUGAGUCUGUCUCUCCCCCCGCAGGGUGACACAGUGACACAGACAGGGGGCGCUAUGGAUCUGUCCCUCCACCUACAGGGUGACACAGUGACACAGACAGGGGGCACUAUGAGUCUGUCCCUCCCCCCGCAGGGUGACACAGUGACACAGACAGGGGGCUAUGAGUCUGUCCCUCCUCCUGCAGGGUGACACAGUGACACAGACAAGGGGUGCUAUGUCUGUCCCUCCCCCUGCAUGGUGACACAGUGACAGGGGUGCUAUGUCUGUCCCUCCCCCUGCAGGGUGACACAGACUGGAUGCUAGGGAUCUGUCCCUCCACCUACAGGGUGACACAGUGACACAGACAGGGGUCGCUAUGUGUCUGUCCCUCCACCUGCAGGGUGACACAGUAACAGACAGGGGGCGCUGUGAGAUUGUCCCUCCCCCCGUAGGGUGACACAGUGACACAGACAAGGGGUGCUAUGUCUGUCCCUCCCUCUGCAGGGUGACACAGUGACACAGACAGGGGGCGCUGAGUCUAUCUCUCCUCCCCCCCCGCAGGGUGACACAUACAAGGGGUGCUAUGUCUGUCCCUCCCCCCACAGGGUGACACAAUGACAAACAGGGGCCGCUGUGUGUCUGUCGCAAUGACUGAAUCUGAUUUUAUUUUUCCCCCAGGUUGACCUUCAGCCUCAUUUCCAGCCUCAGACUUUGCACUUUAUGGAUAACCACGGGAAGAACAUUCUCCUUUUACACGGAAAUCGCACAGCUACACGGGUUUCCAGCUACAACCAAGGAAUUGUGGUUCUGGCUCAGCCACUGCCUCGCCUUUUCCUUUUCCAGGUACAUUUAAUGAUGUAA
Molecule: messenger RNA, 1037 nt
Organism: Pelobates cultripes (western spadefoot toad)
Lineage: Eukaryota; Metazoa; Chordata; Amphibia; Anura; Pelobatidae
Source: the annotation of a GenBank genome assembly